Messenger RNA from Neocloeon triangulifer, 2483 nucleotides. RefSeq names its product calpain-C (gene CalpC). The transcript is spliced from 17 exons. NCBI's taxonomy places the organism in Eukaryota, Metazoa, Arthropoda, Insecta, Ephemeroptera, Baetidae. Gene Ontology annotation, molecular function: calcium-dependent cysteine-type endopeptidase activity; calcium ion binding. Bases 237 to 2225 code for a protein of 662 amino acids. Gene Ontology annotation, cellular component: cytoplasm. The record is from RefSeq and is a predicted model, not a curated record. Gene Ontology annotation, biological process: proteolysis.
CUCUCCCCACGUGAACCAAGCAGCCGAGAUUUCUUUCUUUCGCCGUCGGGCUGGGAUUUCUCUCCGGCAGUCAGUUGGUCGGUUGGUGCUGUUGGUGCUCAGGUCGGCGCCCGCGAAUGCCGAAUCUCGCUGUCCGAACCAUGCGACUCUAACUGUGUGUCCGCUGCUGGACCAGACAAUCGGCACACCUGUGGAUUUUGCGAUUUCCAGCCUGGAUUUGUGUCUCGAGGUGUUGAAUGACAAUGUCGGAGUUUGAGAGAAUACGACGGGCGUGUGUGAAACGCGGCGAGUUGUGGGAGGACCCCGACUUUCCGGCAACCCAGUCCUCCGUCUUCUACCACCAAACACCACCCUUUCAAUUCGUGUGGAAGAGGCCUCACGAAUUGUGCAGCAGACCGCUCUUCGUCCACGAUGCCCCCUCCCAGUUUGACAUCGUUCCUGGCAAAAUGGGUGACAAAUGGUUGGUGGCGUGCCUGGGCGUGCUGUACCUGAGCAAAGGUCUCUUCUACCGCGUGGUGCCCGCCGACCAGGGCUUUGACCAACACGGGGGCGUGUUCCGCUUCCGUCUUUGGUGGUGCGGCGAGUGGACCGAGGUGCUGGUCGACGACCGCUUGCCCACCGUCCAUGGAAAGCUGGCAUUCCUGCAGGCCUCACUCUCGGACCAGUUUUGGCCCGGCCUGCUCGAAAAGGCUUACGCCAAGCUUCACGGAUCGUAUGAGGCCCUCAAGUACGGCUCCCUCUUGGACGGUUUGGCCGACCUGACCGGCGGCAUCACCGAGAGCGUCGCCAUCAGACACGACCCGACCACGUGUGGCCGCCUGCUGGCCACCCUUUUGGAGAUGACCUCCAUAAUCACCUGUACAGUACACCCAGCCGCGCCAAUUAACGGCACCCAGUCACCGCAGAUCAGGCACCUCGAGAAGCUGGCCAACGGCAUCCAGAUCGGGACCAACUACCGCCUCUACGCCUUGGACAGGGUUGAGACGUUCAAUGGUGAAAAUGUGCAACUGGUCAGACUGAGAAACCCAACUGGUGUGGGCAGCGAGUACGUCGGGGCCUGGAGCCGUGACUCCGCAGAAUGGGAAGAGGUCCCUAUGGACGAACGGGAAAGACUAUCCAGCUUGGGUGAUGGAGAGUUUUGGAUUUCUUAUUCGGACUUUGUAAAAACCUUCACUCAUCUGGAGGUGGUGCAUCUGGACAGUGAUACAAGUAGAGAUGAACCGUCCCUCCACCACAGAAACACGUGGCAGAUGAAAUUAUUCCAGGGCUCGUGGCAAAGAGGGGUCAGUGCAGGUGGCUGCAGAAACAACACAGACACGUUUCACAUUAACCCGCAGCUGCAACUAAUCCUCAGUGAUAUGCAGGAGGUGGUGGUGUCCUUGAACCAGCACAGCGUCAUGGAGCCCAAAGUCGUUGGCUUCACCUCAUAUCCUCUGCCUAAAAAUUCCUCAGAGACGAUCAACAGAAGUUUCUUCAAGAAGAACAAAUCGCUCAUAAAUUCUCAAUAUACUAAUAGUAGACAGGUGAGUCACAGGUGCCAGUUGGAGCAAGGCAGCUAUUUGAUAGUGCCAACUACAUUUGAACCUGGCCAGGAGUCAAGUUUUACUCUGAGAGUAUACUCCAGUAAACCUUUGAAGCUCAAAAUUAUGGACACAACACCGCAAUUAGUCAAAUCGCCAAUUCUGAAAGCACCGCCGACUCUGGAUGGCAAGAGCUUCAGUCAGUAUGAGGCUGUUUUCCUUCAGCUGGCUGAUGAGCAUCGAACAGUCAAUGCUUUUGAGCUGCAAGAGCUUUUAGACGCUUGUCUGCCCAAUGACUACAUCAAAAGCUGUGCCUCCAUGGAAGUUUGUCGACAGGUCGUUUUGGCAUUGGAUAAUUCCGGCAAUGGACGACUGAAGUUUUCUGACUUCAAGGACCUGAUGUGUAGUCUCAAGUCCUGGCAGGCUGCGUUCAAGAGUCAUACAAAGGAAAAGACGGGCAUUUUAAAGGCUGAAAGACUAAGGGAUGCGCUUAGUGAUGUUGGUUUUCAACUGAACGCAGACGCCCUUUCAAUACUAAUUCUACGUUACAUGAGAAAAGAUGGAACACUUAGAUUUGGGGACUUUGUCUCGGCAAUUUUGCACCUCAGUGUAGCUUUUAAUAUAUUUGACUCGAAAGAUCCUUUGCAAAAUGGUAGCAUCAAGCUGACCCUUUCUGAGUGGCUCAAGACGUCGCUGACUUGUUGAUGUUAGCUGUACUUGUUUAGUGUAUCAUGUUGUUGUAUUAUAAAAUGUAAGUACUUUUUAUGCAAGAUUUUUUUACCCUUGUUUUAUGAGCUGAAUCUCAAAUUUAUCAGUCUCUCUCUAAAUGAAAACACAUAUAUACAAAAAGUUUUAUUAAGAAUGAAAGCUCUCUUUGUAAGAUUGAAAAUAAUGAAAGACGUUGAAAAGGUUCAUAGCUGUGUAUAAAAUAUAUAUGUAAAAUAAAUUUUAAAAUAUUUUGGG